Alternaria arborescens is the source of this 636-nucleotide messenger RNA. RefSeq lists its product as hypothetical. The transcript has a single exon. Gene Ontology annotation, molecular function: protein binding. The record is from RefSeq and is a predicted model, not a curated record. The coding region runs from base 1 to 636 and encodes 211 amino acids. NCBI's taxonomy places the organism in Eukaryota, Fungi, Ascomycota, Dothideomycetes, Pleosporales, Pleosporaceae.
AUGGUACACAACAUCCAAGGACCUGGUAUGGAAGUCGUCGAUAGCCAUGGAGUGCAUACAAAGAACUGGGUCAUCCCUAAAGCCCUUCUAAGCCAUCACUCUGGGUUCUUUCGAGCUGCCUGCAAUGGACCGUUCAAAGAAGGAAUCGAGAACAAGAUCACGCUACAUGACUGUCGGCCAGAAGUCUUCGAAGCCUUUGUGUAUUGGCUAUAUUUCGCGACCUUACCAGAUGAUAAGCCGGAGUGGGAUUACAUACACGGUAGCUUUUGUCUUUGGAUACUUGGCGAUCGACUCCUAGUCGCGGACUUCAAGAACGCCGCUAUGCGGGAUCUCUACGACGUACAUGUAGCCUCGGAACUACCUGUCGAGCCCCAGGAAAUUGAGUACAUCUGGAAACACACUGCCGAUAAGUCUACACUUCGUCGUUGGGUACUAGACUAUGUAUCUUUGAACUGGAAGGAGCACUGCAAAUGGUAUGCACAGUCGACACGGACAUGGUUAUUCAGGGAUACCCCGAACUUCGGAAACAGUCUGCUGCACCGUCUUGGUGCUGAGAAUGCAAAGUUGGACCUGGAGAAUUACUUGGAAGAGACUGAGAAGACAGCCUACGACGAGCCAGAUGCGAAAAGGCAGUGA